Messenger RNA from Leopardus geoffroyi (Geoffroy's cat), 2747 nucleotides. RefSeq names its product H1.2 linker histone, cluster member (gene H1-2). Gene Ontology annotation, cellular component: nucleosome. The record is from RefSeq and is a predicted model, not a curated record. Gene Ontology annotation, molecular function: DNA binding; structural constituent of chromatin. Bases 54 to 695 code for a protein of 213 amino acids. The transcript has 3 exons. Gene Ontology annotation, biological process: nucleosome assembly. NCBI's taxonomy places the organism in Eukaryota, Metazoa, Chordata, Mammalia, Carnivora, Felidae.
CCCCGGCGCACCCACGGCGCUCUGCCACUUGUCCCCGGUCCUACAGCCUCAGCAUGUCGGAGACCGCUCCCGCCGCUCCUGCCGCCGCGCCCCCCGCGGAGAAGGCCCCCGUGAAGAAGAAGGCGGCCAAGAAACCCGCAGGGGUGCGCCGCAAGGCUUCUGGGCCGCCGGUGUCCGAGCUCAUCACCAAGGCCGUGGCCGCCUCCAAGGAGCGCAGCGGCGUGUCCCUGGCCGCGCUCAAGAAGGCGCUGGCGGCCGCCGGCUACGACGUGGAGAAGAACAACAGCCGCAUCAAGCUGGGCCUCAAGAGCCUGGUGAGCAAGGGCACCCUGGUGCAGACCAAGGGCACCGGCGCCUCGGGCUCGUUCAAGCUCAACAAGAAGGCGGCGUCCGGGGAGGCCAAGCCCAAAGCCAAGAAGGCGGGCGCGGCCAAGCCCAAGAAGGCUGCCGGGGCGGCCAAGAAAGCCAAGAAGGCCACCGGGGCCGGCACUCCCAAGAAGAGCGCCAAGAAGACCCCGAAGAAGGUGAAGAAGCCGGCGGGGGCUGCUGUCGCCAAGAAAGUGGCCAAGAGUCCGAAGAAAGCGAAGGCUGCCAAGCCGAAGAAGGCCGCCAAGAGCGCAGCUAAGGCCGUGAAGCCCAAGACCGCCAAACCCAAGGUUGCCAAGCCCAAGAAGGCUGCACCCAAAAAGAAGUAGGCUAUUGAAGAACGUCUGCUUCUGAAACCCAAAAAGGCUCUUUUCAGAGCCACCACUGAUCUCAAAGAAAGAGCUGAACCUUCUAACCCUGUCCCUUUCCCCCUUUAACCUUUGGUUUUAGGUGUGGUUGGCAGCUACAGUUGACGGCCAGCCGAAAAGGGGCGGCGGGGGUCUCUGCGCGACCCUAGGGCUCGUCCCCUGCCCAGCGGUAGCCCGGGUGGCCUCCCCCGCUACCUUGCGGAAGCGCUGUCCCGGAGGCGCGCGCUCGCGCGCCAGCCCCGCCCCGCGCCAGGCCAUCGAAAACAACCACAAAUCAAGUCAGCCAGUUCUUGGUCUCCAGGAAUCCCCCGAUUGGGUUGGAAAGCCGUUCAAAAGUCCCGCCCUGCUCGCGGGUUGGCCCACUCCUCCGGCCCACGCUUUUCAUCGCGUGUUUUAUUGGGUGGAGGCCGGCCUCUUGUGUAUUCUGUGUACGUUUCGUUUCCAGUGGAUUGAUUGUGCCUUUUUCGCCCGGUAAGUGUGUGUCCCUGAUACCUCGGACACUUCCCAUGGUUUGGAGAGUCCAGCUCGUGUCCGGGAACGGCCGCAGCACCCCGCCGGGGAGGAGACGGUGCGGGCGUCCGUGCCGCGCGCUCCCGUGGGCCAGCCCGCGCGCUGCGGCCGCUGAGGACCGCGUCUGGACCACCGCGCGGCGGCGGCGGCGGCGGCGGCGGCGGCCACCCUGCCACCGGGCGCCGCUGGACCGGCGCCCUUCUGUCCCUCGCGUCAUGUAACUUUGCGCAAAAGUGUGAUGGAUCGGAGUGCAUCACAACAACCCUUCGUCGGCCAUCUUGUCCCGGCAGCGGGUCACCGAGCGUCGUUUUCGGUAGACGUCAACAUCUAAACGCCGGAGAUGCUUUCAACGCAUUUUUGCGCGGCCGAAGUCCCAACGGCUUCUACGCGAGUAACGUACGGGUAAACCUGGGAACGUAUAUGCAUGUGUUCGGGUGAAGUGAUGUCUCUAACGAAGGCCUUUAGUUUAUCUUCACGGCGGUAUCUGCGGCUUCUUUCAUACUGAUGGCGUUUCUUCUGGGCAGAGGAAAGUCCAGCGUCGUGUUUUAUAUUCUGGUCAACACGGAUUUUCCUGAGACAAGUUCCAGGAACCGGGGCUUCUGGAGACCCGAAGCUCAGUUCUUCGCCCAUUGCCACAGCGACUGAUGUAGUCGUUAAGUAACUUAGAUUAAUUUCCCCCCAUUACCGGUAGUGACCACGGAGUUCAUUCCUGCCCGCACCGUCCCUCCCAACGGAAUGGGAUACUUUAAGGUUCGUUUUCAUGUGUAGAAAGACCUCCCUUCUUUGAGAGCACAGCGCACCCGCGCGCGCGCAUUCACGCCAAGAAAGUUUUCCCAAGACAACUCUUUGAAACCUGUUCACCUUUGUCUGAUUAUGGUGAGAUACUGAAGAACAAAUCUGGAUUUGGGUAAGAGAAAAUGGAAUUGAAUGUAUUUGGGUAAGGGUUAAUGAGAUGAGAAGUGCGAUUUGCAGAUGUGCCCGUAUAUAGUUCAGUUCUAGCCAAUCUGAAGUAAGAAUGGUGUCAAGGAGUUUUCUCCUGUUCACGGACAAACUCAGCUGGAUUACAGACAAGAUGUCAGACUCCUGUCAUUAUAUGACAUCUACAUUUUCGUAGCAACCGCGCUGGCAGUGAAUGUAUAGUACAGACGAGUCAAGAUUUGAAAUGUACAGAACGGGAAGCUAGUCCAUGAAGAAAUCCUCUAAAUUUUACAACUCACAUAUGCAAAAAGCUUGACAGGAUUUUCUAAAUUUGAAAACAGUCUUACACAUGACAUUACCAAUAAUGUGCUUUGAAGCUGAAAGUACUAAGCGAUCAGGAGAACAAAACAGUUUGUGAUCAAUCGUGCUGGAGGAAAUACUGAAUUCGCUUCCUAUUGUCUAUAUAGAAAAUAGUACAAAAUAACUUUCGAGUGAAGACGAAGUCGGAGUAUGCGGUCAAAAAACAGGAAAAUAAGCAUGAUAAGGUUGUGUUUGAGAGUUAAUAAAAUGUGCUAUUCUUCUGAA